Molecule: messenger RNA, 633 nt
Organism: Protopolystoma xenopodis
Lineage: Eukaryota; Metazoa; Platyhelminthes; Monogenea; Polystomatidea; Polystomatidae
Source: the annotation of a GenBank genome assembly
GGGUGUGGAAAACGAUUUUCUCUUGACUUCAACCUGCGAACACACCUCCGUAUUCACACUGGAGAUCGUCCCUAUCCUUGUCCACAGCCCGGCUGUACUAAGCGGUUCGCUCAAUCUACCAACCUUAAGUCACAUCUGGCCACACACAGUAAAUUACGCCAGCCAACUCCCUCCGGAGUGUCUGUCUCAACCACUGUCGCCUCAUCCACACAUGCCUCUCCGACUGGUCAGCCCGUGAAUCCCGGCUCUGGGGGAGCCAUGAAUGCUGCAGGCCUUGCUGUAGGCGCCGCAAUCACAUCUGCCGCCAGCAGUGCUUCUGGAAGCCUCGGAUUGUCCGCAAAUGCUGGCAUGAGUUGUUUAGCCUUGACUGGCUCCGUGGGUCAAGCACGCGGGAUUCAUACGGUGUCCGGCCUUUCUCCGCCCCUAGGAAACAAAUCCAUUGGCACUGCUGUUACCAAUGCCAUUGCAUCAAGUGUUGGCCCAAGUAGUGGGUCUUCUGGGGGCGAUUCUGUUGAAGCUAUGGGCUCGCUGUAUUCACGGCAUCACCAACAUCCUCACAGCAAUUCGUUCCUGGGCCAGCCGAAGCUCUUCGGUUAUGGCAUUCGGUUCACUCCGUCUAGUGUGGAUGAGUAA